Cavenderia fasciculata is the source of this 1332-nucleotide messenger RNA. RefSeq names its product AAA ATPase domain-containing protein (gene vps4). The record is from RefSeq and is a predicted model, not a curated record. Gene Ontology annotation, molecular function: ATP binding; ATP hydrolysis activity. The coding region runs from base 1 to 1332 and encodes 443 amino acids. Lineage: Eukaryota; Evosea; Eumycetozoa; Acytosteliales; Cavenderiaceae. The transcript has 5 exons. Gene Ontology annotation, biological process: vacuole organization; endosomal transport.
AUGGGUGAUGUAAACUUUCUACAAAAGGCUAUACAAAUAGUUCAACAAGCUACAGAAGCCGAUAAUGCAAAGAACUAUGCUGAAGCUCAUAGAUUAUAUAUCCUUAGUUUGGAUUGGUUCACAACUGCUUUGAAAUAUGAAAAGAGUGAAAGAUCAAAAGCAACUAUAAAGGCAAAGACGAUGGAAUACCUUCAAAGAGCAGAACAAUUGAAAGAGUAUUUGGAAAAGACAAAGAACAAAAAGCCAGUGGCUGCAAUGAGUGGAUCAUCUGCCAAGCCAGGCGCACCUACCACCAAAAAGAAUGGAGACGUCGACGACGAAGACAUGGACCCUGAGGACAAAAAGAGAAACGAAUCUCUCACUGGAUCGAUCCUUACAGAGAAACCAAAUGUUAAAUGGGACGAUGUUGCUGGUUUGCAUCAAGCCAAAGAAUAUCUCAAGGAAGCUGUCAUCUUCCCCAUUAAAUUCCCACAAAUGUUUACUGGUAAAAGAAAACCAUGGAAAGGUAUUCUUCUUUAUGGUCCACCAGGUACUGGCAAAUCAUAUUUGGCAAAGGCUGUAGCCACAGAAAUAUCUUCAACCUUCUUUUCAAUCUCUCCAUCUGAUAUUGUGACCAAAUGGUUAGGUGACAGUGAAAAGUUGGUCAAACAACUAUUUGAAAUGGCAAGAGAAAAAAAGAACAGUGUAAUAUUUAUUGAUGAAAUCGAUUCUUUGUGUAGCACUCGUAACGAUAGCGAAAGUGAAUCUGCAAGAAGAAUUAAAACUGAAUUCCUUAUUCAAAUGAAUGGUGUCGGAACUGAUUCAGAUGGUAUUUUGGUAUUAGCAGCAACCAAUAUUCCAUGGGGUUUAGAUCUUGCCAUUAGACGUAGAUUUGAAAAGAGAAUUUAUAUUCCAUUGCCAGAUCCACAAGCACGUUCAAAGAUGUUCCAAAUUCACAUUGGUGCCACACCAAACUCAUUGUCUCCAGGCGACUACAAGAGACUUGGUGAAAUGACCGAAGGUUAUUCCGGUUCCGAUAUUGAAUCGGUUUGCAAGGAUGCCAUUUUCCAACCCAUUCGUACCGUCCAAAGUGCCACCCACUUUAAGGAAGUUAGAAUGCCAGAUAGAGAUGAUCCAAAUGUAAUGACUGAAUAUUUCGUACCAUGUUCCCCAGGUGAUCCAAUGGGUCAAGAACUGACUUGUAUGGAUAUUGAACCAUCCAAAGUAAAAGAACCUCCCAUUUCACUUAAUGAUUGUUUAAAGAGUGCCAGAACGGUUAAACCCUCUGUUAGUUCAAAGGAUUUGGAAAAGUAUAUUGAAUUUACCCGUGAUUAUGGUCAAGAUGGUGUAUAA